Molecule: messenger RNA, 3004 nt
Organism: Plodia interpunctella (Indianmeal moth)
Lineage: Eukaryota; Metazoa; Arthropoda; Insecta; Lepidoptera; Pyralidae
Product: ataxin-7-like
Exons: 1
Coding region: 492-2540 (682 amino acids)
Source: RefSeq, a predicted model, not a curated record
CGUUCUUUACAAAUACUCAAAAAAGUGUUGAUGCUUUCUAUAGUAAAUUACAACCAACCAAACAGAAAUUUUGGAUAUUUUAUUUGUGUGAAUGAGUUUAAUAUCACUUAAAUAAAGCUUGUUUAUACGAGUUUCUAUCAACCUUAACUCGAGAAGUGCUGAUAAAACGAUCAUCGACAGAUGGAAGUGUUUCAUGGUGGAGAAAAACUUACAAUCUGCAUAAUCAGCUGUCAGUGAAAUAGAUCAUCUGUCCCUGUAAAUAUAAAAGCUAAAACAAUCAUAACACGUUUAAGAUAAACGAGUGUAAAUAAUGAAGUAAACAAUAGAGUUACGAUGUGAGCCAUACCGCGCAGUCGACGGGACGAAACAUCGAGGCAGAUAUGGGAUAAUAACCUAUCAGAGGAGCGAGGUGGUCCGUGGACCAACUAUGGCAGGGCUGCCGUGAGCGCUGGGCGCGAGUUUUUCACCAGGUCGAGUGCUAAAUCUGAAAUAUGUCCGGCGAGUUUCCGUUCGCGGCGAAGAUAGUGAGCCCUGUUAAGUGCAAUGAGAAACCUUGGGAUCAUUGGGUCAGUGAGAUUGGGCACCUGUCGCCGCGGCGGGACGACGAUGGGUUCCCGGUGCCGGCAGCCGUGGACGCUAAGAGCGGCUCCGCGCGCCGGCCGCACGACGGGCGCCCCUACAAGCUGUCCGAGCGCGCGCGGUACCGCCGUGCGGGGCUUAACAGGCUCAAGUUCGAGAGCAUGAGCCUCCAUGGACUGUUCCCCCAAAUGGACAAUUUAAAUGCAGCCAUGUGUCACAUGUGUGGUGUUAUAGUGAAGUGUAGUGCGGCUUACAGACACUUAUUGGACUCUCACUCUUCGGCAGAGCCUAUACUACCCCCUCCGCCACCCGCGACCACAGGCAGUCGGAGUCGGACUCGACAUAAAACACAAAAGGACCCCCCACCUCCUAUACCCACACAUCCUGAUUUGCUCCCAGUGAAGAUGGAAACCUCCCCAGUUCACACUGCCACUGCCCCACAUUCAAGAAUAGUCAUACCACCUCAGCCAGAAAUGCAAUAUUUAGAAGAACCGAGCACUUCCUCUGCCGUUAUGGGAGAGGUGCAGGUUUGUGUGGAGAGUGGACAGUUACCCGUAGUCAGUAUACAGGACACUGAGGAAUUGCCCCUUGGAGAGAAUAUUACAGAUGACAUAUUUGCAAUAAUGAAUUCUGAAGGUAUUCAGGCUGAUGAUAUCACAAAUGCAGCAGAUUGGAAGAAUAUCAUUCGAGAUAUAGGUAAUAUGCAAGAAAUAAACUUCCCCCAAACCACCGACCCUGUUCCACCACAAGAUCUGUAUCCUUCAUUACCAGCUUACACGUUACCUGAACAAGAUAUGUUACAGUUUGCCGCACCUACAACCUCUCCUAUGGUACCAUCUGUGAUAGACACAAAAGCACUGAGCAAUAUAGCUUUAAAAGCGACUCCGACGACGCCGAGUACCCCAUCAUCAAAAUCGUCGUCCAGGUCGAAAACAAGUAAAACGAAAUUUAAUUUACGAGAAUACGAUCCAAACAAGCAUUGUGGGGUUGUGACGGCGGAGAACCCAAAACCGUGCACACGGUCACUGACAUGCAAAGCGCACGCUCUGUCGCUGCGGCGGACGGUGGAGGGGCGGAUCAAGCCUUUUGACCAGUUGUUGGCUGAACAUCGAGCCUCUCGCGACGCCAAUGCAGCAGCGCAGCAUGCGAGUGCGCAGCACGCAUCUGCGCCGACACAGCUGCCGCAGGCGGCGCCAGCGCCGGCCGCCUCUGUUACGCCCGCGGCCGUUCCUAUCAACCUCCCACCGCUCCUAGUCAAUACGGCGUUAGAUUUCAACGCCUUCAACGGUAUGACAGCCGAGCAGCAGGUCAAUGACAUCUACGCGAGUUUAAUCAGUGUGGAAGACCCAAACUCUGUGCUGCCGGACGCGGCGGAGAUCAGCUCGCUUCUGGGUCCACCACUGAAUGCAGACCAGUUCCUGCUGCCGGACGAGGCGGAGCUGCCGCCCGAGGUGCCCCUGCCGACCCUCGUGUCGCCGGCGGAGCGCGUGGCCGGCGCCGGGCCGGUGGACAAGCCGGACGAGGCGCCGCCGCCGCUGGUGCCGACCGACGUCUGCUGGUACUCCUCGUCCCCGCGUCCGCUAGCUCUCUGCACGUUUAACGCGUCCCACGCCGGCAGCGCGAUCACGUUAGGCAAAAAAUUCGCAACAGUACGGAGUAACAUCAAAUCUUCACUAAGUAGGUCACAGAGCAAGUCGACAGGCUCUUCGAACAAUUUCUACUAUAACCAGAAUCCGCUGUCGUUGUCCAAAAGUGUACAUAUGAACGCUAGUAAAACGAAUAAGCCCGAGGUGCGCAAGCUGAUAGUGGCGUGCAGCGGCGGCGUGAGCGCGGGCGCGGCGCCGCGCGUCAACGGGCACGCGGCGGGCGCGAGCACGAAGCUGAAGCACGCGCGGCGCGCGCCCGCCGCCGUGCUGGACCUGGGCUUCGCGCUCGACGUGCUGGCCGACGAGAAGUGUUGAGUACCGAUAAGCAAUCACCGGUUGUGUAGUCACAUAAUUGUAUAUUUAUUUUUCUGUAAAGAAUCGAAUCGGACUGUAAAAUGUAAAAUAAUCACGAAUUUUAUCCCGAUCGGAGUUUAUAAUGUUACGAUAAUGUUAAAUCUCAUUUUUUUUCGUCGAGAAGCGAACUAAUGUUUGUAUUAUUUUGUAUAUUAUUUAUAAGAUUUUUUUAAAUCGCUCUCCGAUGCGCAAGUCGGUAUGUGUCAAUGAAUUAAAAUAGCUUAUACAGAAUGGUUGUAUUUUUUCGAAAUGACAUAUUACUCAUUGUUGAUACUGAAUUGAAUACUGAAUAAAUAAAUGGCCUAGAAUUAAUAAUGGUUUAAUGUGAUGAAAAUUUCCAUGUAAAAAUAUAAAUACUAUGAUAAGUCUAUCCAUAAUAGUAAAUCGCCUCCUUUUGAAAAUAAAGGCAAAUACCUCAAUAUCAA